AUGGCAUCACGAAACGACUACAUUGUCGGUUGGGUCUGCGCCCUACCCUUGGUGGCAACUGCUGCCGAGGCGAUGCUAGACUCCGUUCAUCCCGAUGGGCCCUUGGACCUGGAUAUAACUGACGAUAUCAAGUUUGUCUUUGGUAGACUCAAUGGCUACGACAUCGUGCUCGCAUAUCCGUCCCCCACGAAUCAAGGAAAUGGCUCAGCUGUGGAAAUCGUUGAGCAGGUCCGUUUAGCUUUCAGGUCCAUCCGGUUCAUUCUCCUGAUUGGAUUAGGAGGAGGCGUUCCGCACACGAAGGAGAACAUUUCCCCUGGGGAUGUAGUUGUCGGAAGACCAGAGCCAGGUCGCUCUGGCCUGGUGCUGUACGAGGGAGGCCAGGUUCACUGGAAUAGUGACGAUGCGGGCAAUGUCCGCUCCAGAGACUCGUCUGACAAGCCAUCCUCCAGCCUUCUGACCGCGACGCGGAAAGUGGAAAUGAACUCGAUUCUUGGCAACAGUCAUAUGCGGACUUACAUGAGCACCAUCAUUGAUAAACAGCCCACGAUAUUCGCCCCGCCCGAGCUGGAGAAAGGCAGUACAGCCGGUGCAAAUGACGGAGAUAGGGACGUAAAGAGCUCGGGUGACAGAGGUGAAGGGAACGGACGCCAUACUCAUUCCUGGCAAGCGAGCACAGACCGGUUGCCCAAGGUCCAUUACGGGCUUGUUGCAAGCUGUCAGCACCAAUUGAGAGACUCCAAGACUCGUGAUAGCCUGGCAGCAGACCACGGCAUUCUCUGCUUCGAAACCGAAGCCUUUGGUUUACCCGACAACGGCCGUAUCCAAGUCAUCAGAGGGAUAUGCGGUUAUUCCGAUUCGUCCUUUAAUGACGGGGAAUGGAAAGGCUAUGCCGCCGCUGCAGCGGCUGCGUACGCAAGAGAGCUCCUGAUGUCAAUGCCCACCGUCGCAAAGCCCGUAGCGCGGGAGAUCGAAACCCGAGCAGCAGCAUCCACCGUGCUUGAUGCUCUACUAUUGACCAGGCCAGAGGUGGACCGCAGCUCGUUGAUCGCCCUGAAAGGACGCAGAGCUGAUGGCACAUGCGAGUGGCUCACACGACACGCAAACUACCAACGAUGGGCCGCCGGUGACAGUCCCCCUCUGCUCUGGGUCUCGGGUGGUCCUGGAAAAGGGAAGACAAUGCUGGCUAUCUAUGUAACCGAGCUGCUGCAACCAGAACAAGAUUCGACAAAGGGAGUCCUUCUCUAUUAUUUCUGCAGUAACCGUGACAAGAACCGGAACUCAGCUGUUACUAUCAUGAGAGGAAUUAUACACCAAUGGAUCACCGCCGAGCCUCAUCUGGCGCAGCACGUCAAGAGCUAUUUCGACGGCUCUGAAACCAUUAAAUACACAAUAUCCAAUUUUGUGACCCUAUGGAGGGUCUUUCUCUCUCUGCUUCGCGAGACCACAUCAAGCACCAUUACCUGUGUGCUGGAUGGCCUAGACGAAUGUGAAAAGGGGUCGCUCCAACAGCUCCUGGAUGCUCUGAGGAAAUAUCUAUCUCAAAAUGCAAGAGAUAAAGAGUCGAAACUAAGACUGAUUCUUCUCUCGCGCUCCCAGCCAGUACUACUGGAAAGCAAGCUUGGUCAGUUUUCCCGGGUCAGGUUGGACGAAUCAGACAUGGAGGUAGCCAAGGAUGUCGAGAGAUACAUCGCAUCCAAGGUUUCGGAGCUGGCCUUAGAUCAAACCCUAACAGAGGACCAACUAUCACAAGUGCGGCAGGCCUUGGUGGAUGGCGCCGAUGGCACCUUUCUCUGGGUCGGUUUCGUCGCGGACGAGCUCCAGGGGCGAAGUUGGCAAAAGAUCCAGGAUAUACUCCACCGAAUGCCUAAAGGCUUGGGCGGCGUUUACCAGCGACUACUACUGCAGGUUGAGGACAAGGAACGGCUGAUUCCCAUCCUGCAGUGGCUUGUGCUUGCUGCAAGACCCCUGGCCAUCGAUGAGCUCUGUAUAGCAGCCAAGAUUGCUCCAUCUGUCGACCGUAACGCGGUCGAGGCUACACGGGAUAGGCUCAACUCCUGCGGGCUUCUGGUCAAAGUCGACGGGGACGUAGCCAACCUCGUGCACGAGUCUGCCAAAGAGUUUUUCCAGAGCGAUCAGGUUGAUGAGCUGGAAGAGAUCAGAAUGUUUCGGAUGGGUCCAGCUACCCACCGUGCGCUUAUGGACGCUUGUCUGUCACUGAUCGAGAACAGUCAUGCUUCCCCAGGUGGCAUCAGCGAGCAAUCCCUCACCAAACCCCUCUUGGCCUACGCAUGUCUUUACUGGCCCUAUCACUUACAGCGCGCACAAGAACUGGUCGGUGACCGGUCUAUGUUCACUCGUUCAUUCUUCAAGCCCGAGACUCCGAUCAGGGAAGACUGGUGGAAGUUCUACUGGGACAAGGAGCAGUAUGGUGGAGCACCGCCCUCUUUUUCACUACUGCAUCUCUCCUCAUACCUGGAUAUUCCGGCUUGGACCAGGGUGUUGCUGGAACAAGACGCCGCGAAGCAUAGCUCCCGCCACAGACUCGUUGCACGGAAAGAUAACUACGGUCGGACUCCACUGUUCUGGGCCGCGACCCGGGGUCACAAAGAUAUCGUCGAGCUAUUACUCAAGCAUGGAGCCCCCGUAGGCUCCAAGGACCGGAGUAAUAUGACACCGCUACAUAUAGCGGUCACGGGAGGACACAAGGAGGUUGUGGCUCUUCUCCUUGAACAUUCCGCCCCGAUCGAAGCCAAGGCGAGCUAUGGCGACACACCACUGAUACGAGCCAUCCAGGCCAACUCCAAAGAAAUCGUCCAGCUCCUUCUGGAACAUGGAGCGAGCAUUGCUGAGCUGCCUAUCGUCGGCACUAACCAGCGAAACCAGCAAUCGAUGACCAUAGAAGAGAGGGCAGAACAGCUACUCGGGUUACAAGAACAACUCUUCGCGGCCAGAUACGAGGAAUCUUCGCGCCUCGUCGGGCUCACAAUCAAGACACUCACCCUAUCAUUCCAAUUUCAGCCCAUCGCCAAACUUUUCAAGUUCUAUCUCGAGCACUCCUCCAUCGGCCGCUGGGAAGUGAUGCACGUGCUCCAGGAUCUAGUCAGAAACAACAAAAUUGCGAGGCUGCGGAACUGGGCUCAAGCCUAUAUCGACUUUGGCAUCCAACUGGUCCAGGCAGAGGACGCAAAGAACCUCGCCAUCAUGACGGAUCUUUCGGUUCAGGUAUUCCGUGUCGUCUCCACAGGUGACCUCGAGGCUCUAUUGGUGAUCGGCGUCCUCGUCGGCUCGAGCGUAAUACUCGCCGCAGCCGAAAAGGGAUGGUGGCCGGGCGUCGACAUCUCGGCACGCACGUUCGCCCAGUUUGCUGCUCUAGCGUACCACAGAGACCGGGGUGAGUUCCUGCACUACGGCGUCCGGGAAUUCCUCGUCGAGUUCGACGGCUGCAUCCGUGGUGGAAGAAGGUCUGAGAGCGCGGCUCGGACUGUCGUUCUCUUCAGCACGCACUUCGCCAUCAUCGACACCAAGGAGACUCGUCCAAUUGAUUACUUUGCGACGAUCAUCGCAGAGUACUAUGAAGGCUACGUCGGUACCGCUGACGAGGAGCGGCUCUUUAGUGACGCAACUCAAGCGUGCGCUGAUGAGCUUGAGAUCAUUAGCAAAACACGCGAUUCUCACAAACUACUGCUAUUCGCCACCGCAAUCCUGCAGUUUAUCGAGCGCUGUUCCAAGGACAUAGCCAAGGACCACUUCUUAAGCAUGAUACCAGCGUCAUGCAUGAUACUCUGUCAACGAGACCAUAAGCUUCAUGCAUGGCUUGUUGCCAAAGCAAUACCGGAGACUAUGAGUGUUUCAAUAUCGCAGCUGCCGGAGAUGGCUCAAAGGCGUGCGUUCAAGGCUCUUGUUGAGUGCAUUAUCAUUGGCAAGCAAUACGGGCUGUCAGAUCCCGUGGAUCUACAACAGAGGCUCAGGCAAACUCCUAACAUCAGUCACUAUGUCAGUGAAACGCUGGAGGAAAUUUUGUUUUGA
Fusarium subglutinans is the source of this 4026-nucleotide messenger RNA. Its product is annotated as ankyrin repeat. Gene Ontology annotation, molecular function: protein binding; catalytic activity. The record is from RefSeq and is a predicted model, not a curated record. Bases 1 to 4026 code for a protein of 1341 amino acids. The transcript has a single exon. Gene Ontology annotation, biological process: nucleoside metabolic process. NCBI's taxonomy places the organism in Eukaryota, Fungi, Ascomycota, Sordariomycetes, Hypocreales, Nectriaceae.